This is a messenger RNA of Linum trigynum, 1773 nucleotides long. Lineage: Eukaryota; Viridiplantae; Streptophyta; Magnoliopsida; Malpighiales; Linaceae. The record is from the annotation of a GenBank genome assembly.
AGGAAAAGAGUGCAGCACUGGAACAACAACUUCUCCUUUGCAGGGGGAGGAAGAAGCAAUAAUUCAAUCAAUCGAUGUUAUUCAGCAACAGUUAAAAAUCAACUACAUCGACGUUAGUACACUAUCAAUUAGCUCUGCUAAUGGACAGCCAUCAACAACCACCACAGAACUUGCUCAAUCAUCCACUACUACCAAUAAUAAUACACAAAAGAUAACACGAUGGGCAGACAUCGUUGAACAAAAAGAAAAAGAAGCAAGAGAUUCCCACUACGAAGAAGACGACAGAAAAGGCAGCAAGUGAUAUGUCAUAUUCAAUGCACCAUAUCGAGGAGUAUAUCACAACUGGGCCAUCGCUAGCCAGCACAUCAAUGGCAAACCAGUUCAACAUCAGUCAUUUAAAACAAAAGAAGCAGCCGAAGAAGCAUUUAGACAGUCAUACAAAGUGAUGGCAAUGGAAGAACCAGUCAAGAAUCAAGAGCAACAAUCGCAGAAACUUAUCAUGAAGAUACCUGGUAUCAAGAGUAUCCCAACCACCAAAGAAAAAGAAGAACAAUUGAAACCAGUCUUUCAAAAUUUUGUAACCAACUGGGAUAUGAUAAUCAACUACGAAGAAAAACACACAACCAUGGGUUUUUAUCCCAUCAGUCGAGGAGGACCAAAGGCAGUAAUCACAGAAGAAGCAUCACCAGAACUCUCUUAUGAGUUCCAUCAGUAUGGAUUAAUCGACAUUAUCUACACUACAACCAUGAAAGUAUUUGAAUACUUUCCACAAAGAAUGAGGAACGUGAUUAGAAGAUAUCUUGAGCUUUUCGCCAAGGAACGAGAAAUAUUUCUCAAGUAUACAAGCAGCUACCCCAUAUUUGAUGAAGACAAGCUAUUGGUCGGAUCAAAGGCAGUUAUCCUUAUGGGAGUAUCAAACCAUGAUUAUCCUACCAGAGAUGACCUACGAGACUAUGAGAAGAACCCAGACUACCAAGUAAAGGGUCUUCUAGCAGUAUGCAGAGCAUUAACCAAGAUUGAACCAGAAAGUCAGAUCAAGGUCAAUUACAGCAGCCCCGAUGCCAUCAUCAGCAGUAAAACUAGAGGAAAUAUGACCAAGGAAGAAUGGACAAUCAUAACAGAUAAAACUAAAGAAUUCACUGAAAUUAAUGGGAAUCUAUCAGCUCUUCCUAUCCAAAUCAAGAAACAGUUGUGCAACGCACUUACUAUCUAUGAGGACCACUUCUGUGAAUGGUGUGCAUCAACUGACGAAGUCAUCAAUGGACCAGCAGACCAAGACUGAAAGAAGCAUGUGAAGAAAGAGGAAUCAAACAAAUAUGGGAUAAAACGACAUGAGAAGGUUGGCCGACUCCUUUAAAAAAGUCGUGCAUUAUUGUAUUUUAUCAGCUUUUCUUAUCGUUUCACGCACUUUAUUUUGACGUGUUAGCUUUAUGUCCCUAUCUAACAGACGUAAGCAAUGACGUCUUUGUAUUCCCUCUCAACUCUAUAUAAGAGCAAGAGUUUGCAAUGAAAUAAGGCAGAACGAGUUUGGCCAUAAAAGUUGCAUGUUUACUCUCUCCCUCUAGCUAGCUAGUUGUAAGGCUUGGAUCCACUGAUCCUGGAGGCCACAAUCAUCUUCAACAUAAUCAAACGCACGAAGAGCAACUACAAUCAUCAAGCAAUCAUAAAAAAUUCAGAGUUUCAUCAGAAGAACAAGUCAGGUAUGUCCAGUAAUCCUACUUUAAGUUAUUUUGACUAUUUAAACAAAAACGAUAAUGAAAAUUACUUCUUAUA